AGAAGCCUGGGAGAGGCUAUAAAGGAUGGGUGGUGGUGGGGAAACCACCUCUGGAGCGCAGCCAGAGUGCCAGGGCAAGGAGGUUGGUUGCAAAGGGAGCCAGCUGCCUUCUUCUGCCGUGCGUGCUGUGCGUGCGUGCGUGGGAACCCUGGCCUCUGCCAUGGGCUUAGACACCCGCUCCCCCAAGGCCGCCUCGGGGUCCCUGGAUCGGGAGGGUGGGUUGCUGGGGGCUUCCCCCCUGCCACCCCCUCCCUACGCCGGGGAAGGGGCUCCGGAGCUCCGCGGAUCCUUGGACUGCUGGGCCUGCGCCGUCCUGGUUACAAUCCAGAACCUGCUGGUGGGCGCCCUCAACCUCCUCCUGGUGGGGCUCAUUUUUGGGCUGAUCCUGCUCCCCGCCGGGGUCCUGGUGGGCUUCGGGGUCGUGUGCCAUUCCAAGUUUUUGCACGCCCAGGCGCAUUACUGCACGGCCCACUUGCACGACGCGGCCUCGGUGGCCCUCCUCGUGGUGGGGUUCACCCUGGCAGUGCCCCUCCUGGUCCUGGCGCUGGCCGCCUACUGCCGCCUCGCCCGGCGCCUCCAACUGGGCUACUGCCUCGUCCCCUACAGCAAAGCCGUCUACAAGAACCUGCCCGUCACCCACUAUCAUAACUCUGGCUGCUGCUGCUGCACUCAGGAUCUGGACGUGGCGGAGAAAACGGGGAAGCAAGCCCUCAAGUUACAUGCAGAGAAGGAACAGGAGGUGAAGAGUGCUAUCCGAUACCUCGCUAACCCUGCGUAUAAUCUGUGGUUUUGCUUCCCUCUAGUCUGA
This is a messenger RNA of Pogona vitticeps (central bearded dragon), 808 nucleotides long. Lineage: Eukaryota; Metazoa; Chordata; Lepidosauria; Squamata; Agamidae. The record is from RefSeq and is a predicted model, not a curated record.